AUGUCACUCGAAACAUUUAAAGAUGUGCAUAAUGGAUAUGUGGUUAAUGACUCGUGUGUAUUUGGAGUUGAAGUUUUUACCAUAAAUCAAACUGCUUCAAUCUCUGCAACACUUUCUGUAGUUCAACGUCGAUUCAUAGAUAAUCCUAUCUUUCGUUGGGAAAUUAAAGAAUUUUCUAAGAUAAUGAACAAAUAUGUCCACAAAUCUCAAGUGUUUUCUUAUGGAAAAAUAGAGUGGCAUUUAAGUAUUGGUCAAAACGGUCAACAAAGCAUAGAUGGAAAAUCAUUGGCAAUGUUUUUAAUAAUGGAACAUCCAAAAGAAUCAACAACUUAUGUUGAGUUUUGUCUCCGAUUAAUAAAUGUUUUAGUCUUGGCAAAAGUGGUGGCAAAAGUCAUGGAUGGGGUUGUUUGA
Messenger RNA from Cannabis sativa, 411 nucleotides. RefSeq lists its product as uncharacterized. Gene Ontology annotation, molecular function: protein binding. Bases 1 to 411 code for a protein of 136 amino acids. The record is from RefSeq and is a predicted model, not a curated record. NCBI's taxonomy places the organism in Eukaryota, Viridiplantae, Streptophyta, Magnoliopsida, Rosales, Cannabaceae. The transcript has 3 exons.